Messenger RNA from Ilex paraguariensis (yerba mate), 357 nucleotides. NCBI's taxonomy places the organism in Eukaryota, Viridiplantae, Streptophyta, Magnoliopsida, Aquifoliales, Aquifoliaceae. The record is from the annotation of a GenBank genome assembly.
AUGGAGGAUCACCGCCGAGCCAAAAGCACCCUCUUACCAUUCAACAGAAACACUGCCACCCCCACUUUUGGCACCGGCGACGGCAACGGCGAUGCAGACUUCGACAGUGCCUUGUUCUUACCAAUCGUCAGCAACCACUUUUACACUAUGCAAGCACAAGCCGAAGCAAUGGCACAAUUUAGCAUCUACAAGGCCUUGGUUAUCGCCUUCAUCGUCGCGGUUGUCACCGUAUUUGCACAGGAUAGUGGGAUGGCACUAGCGGCGUCGCCAGACGCUGGAGCGACGUUUUCUCGGCCGAUUUUCGGCGUCGUGAUCGAGACUUCUCUCAUUGUCCUGUUCUUUCUGUUUAGACAUUAA